AUGCCUUCAGACGUCUUGCCAGCCGCCGUCGACGCCCAAUCUCCCCUCAGCGCCUCCGAACUGAACGUCCUCCGCCAGCAAUACCUCGACGAGCAAGCGAAAGGCUGGGUCUCGGUGCAGACCAAGUUCAACUACGCAUGGGGAAGCGUCAAGAGCGAUAACAGGGUCGAGAAGGGGGAGGGCGUGGCGUUGCUCAUGGACAUCUAUCGCACGGAGCCGUCUCGUCGGCGAGAGUGCCUCUACUUCCUCGCGGUCGGCCACUACAAGCUUGGCAACUACCCCGAAGCGAAGCGGUACAACAGCCUGCUGCUCGAGAAGGAGCCGAACAACAUCCAGGCGCAAAGUCUGCAGCAGCUUAUUGAGCAGGCGGUCGCGAAGGAGGGCUACGUCGGCAUGGCGAUUGCAGGUGGAGCAGCCGCGGCAGUCGGCAUUGUCUUCGCGGCUCUCAUGUCCCGCUCGAGGCGGUGA
Rhodotorula toruloides NP11 is the source of this 468-nucleotide messenger RNA. Its product is annotated as mitochondrial membrane fission protein. Gene Ontology annotation, molecular function: protein binding. The coding region runs from base 1 to 468 and encodes 155 amino acids. The record is from RefSeq and is a predicted model, not a curated record. Gene Ontology annotation, cellular component: mitochondrial outer membrane; peroxisomal membrane. Gene Ontology annotation, biological process: peroxisome fission; autophagy of mitochondrion; mitochondrial fission. The transcript is spliced from 5 exons. Lineage: Eukaryota; Fungi; Basidiomycota; Microbotryomycetes; Sporidiobolales; Sporidiobolaceae.